AUGAUCUAUCUUGCAGUUAUUUUCCUCUUUGCAAUCGCUUCGGCCAUUCCAAGUGGUCGAGAAGACGUGGUGUUUCCAUCCGUGGAAACGUCCAGAUCUGGAGUGAAGACGGUCAAAUUCCGAGCUCUAAACGAAGAUAUAGAACUGAAAUUAGAACCUGCUGGUGACAUAUUGGCCAAAAACUUCGCAAUUGUUGAUCAACAACCAAACCCAAUCGACGUAGAAGACUUGAAAAGAAGAAUUUACAGAGACAGCACUAAUGGAGCCGCUCUUUUGAUCGACGAAGACGGGCCUGUCACGAUUCAAGGAAUUGUAAAUUCAAAAUUUAGAAUCGAACCGUAUGAGUUGGGACCGUCCAUCUUUAACGGGAGAACCGUUAAAGAUGUUCAAAUACCACAUAAGAUUGUAGAAGUUAUAAAUGACGAAAAGUCCUUUCUGAAUGAUGCAGUCAUGCAUAUGGAUGUUAACGAAGAAAUGGAAAAGGUUGCAACAAUGGCCAGAGACGAUCAGUGCAUAGUUGUGGAAUGUCUGGUUGUUACAGAAAGUGCUUUUACGAAACGAUUCGAAACUACAAAAGCUCUAACGGAAUACGUAACUGUCAUGUAUACUGGGGUUCAAAACCUAAUUGAUACAUUACAAUUGGGAAUAAAAGUUCGUUUGCUUGGGAUUGAUCCAUUUAAGAAAGAUACAGAACCACCUUAUAUAGAAGAGAGUGUAAUUCCAGGACACCCAGAAUAUUUUAAUCCUUAUGAUUUACUUGAUGGCAUGGGAAAAUAUUACUGUAAUCAUGCUACUGGUUUAGCUAAAGAUGCUGAUAUAAUCAUGCUUUUUAUUACUCGAAAAUUGGGCGAGUUACAAGAUGAUGGUACAGUUGUAUUUGUAGCUAAGGGCGUUGCAUACACAGGCACUGUUUGUAACGAAUGUUACAAAGUUGGCAUUUCUCUAGACGAUUCACGGUACAAGGAAAGAGUUGAAACGGUAGCUCAUGAAAUAGCUCAUCUACUUGGGAGUCUUCACGACGGCGAAAGUUCGGAUGUGGGUUUGCCUGUUGGAACUCCAGGAGCAUUAGAUUGCCCAGUAACUGACGGUUAUAUGAUGGGAGAUCGAAGUAAUCUUUUUAACAGAUAUAAAUUUUCCGAAUGCUCGAAGAAUUGUGUUAAAUAUGCAUUAUCGUUAGCAGAAGCUAAGUGUGUAUACGAAAGCUGUGGAUUUCAGUAAUUGGUAUUUAAUGAUAUGAUCGACAUUCAACGAACUAUUGCUUUAAA
Messenger RNA from Centruroides sculpturatus (bark scorpion), 1265 nucleotides. RefSeq names its product venom metalloproteinase antarease-like TtrivMP_A. Bases 1 to 1218 code for a protein of 405 amino acids. Gene Ontology annotation, molecular function: metalloendopeptidase activity. The transcript has 11 exons. The record is from RefSeq and is a predicted model, not a curated record. Gene Ontology annotation, biological process: membrane protein ectodomain proteolysis. Lineage: Eukaryota; Metazoa; Arthropoda; Arachnida; Scorpiones; Buthidae.